AUGCCACCAAAGAAACAUCAACAGCAGAGCCUGGAGGAUUUCUUGGGGACGCAACCUCAGGAUCCAAACAUGAUCCAAUCGCCAUACGGUGGUUACUUCAAAGCUAACAACAGCUACCAGCAACAACGUACUAGUGGCAAUCCAAAGCAACGUAACUGGAACCAAGGUAGCAAUUUCAAGAUCCAGAAUGCGCCACAGCAACAAGGCGGUUACCAGAACUACCAGCAGCAGCCAAGGUCGACUUACAAUCAGGCUGCCGUGACGCCAAACGUUAGCGGAACUCCAACACCAUCUACUUCGUCCGUUUCGUUGACCUCUUUGAACGACAAAUUGGGCAACUUGAAACUGACACCAAUUUCUCCUCUAAUCAGCAAGAUUACCUCAUCGGACAACAUCUCCGAGAUCAAGCAUACUAUAAAGGACAUCAUUGCGAAGUUCGCCGAUGAAACGUCUGCCCAGAUCAUCGAAUGGGAUAUUCCGGAAAUUGUAACAAGAUUGACCAAAUCUAAGAACCCAGCUUUGGUCAAGGAGGCAUCUAUGUUGCUGAUCUCCAAUCUGGCACAGCACUUCACGAACAAAUCUCCACAGGAAGCCUACUUGCUGCCUCUGUUUGAGUAUGCCCUUGACUCCAUGGCUGAAAAGGACAACACAGUAAAGCGAGCCGCACAACACGCUAUCGACGCUCUGCUGGUUGCAUUCCCCACAGAGGCGCUUACUUUCUCCGUUCUUCCAACGGUUCUGAAAUACCUAUCCUCAGGUGCCAAAUGGCAGUCGAAGAUGGCAGCUUUGAACGUUGUGGACAGAAUUAGAGAAGACGCACCAAACGAUCUGCUAGAGUUGACCUUCAAGGAAUCCGUCCCUAUUCUAACCGACGUAGCCACGGAUUUCAAACCAGAACUUGCUAAGCAAGGGCACAAGACUUUGUUGGACUACGUUUCCAUAUUGGACAACCUCGACCUGUCUCCACGUUACGAGCUGAUCGUGGACACAUUGCAAGACCCUCAAAAGGUUCCAGCUUCCGUUAAAUCUUUAUCCAGUGUUACCUUUGUCGCUGAAGUCACCGAGCCCGCUUUGGCCCUACUGGUUCCAAUCUUGAACAGAUCGUUGAAUCUGUCAUCGUCUUCUCAAGAACAGCUGAGACAAACGGUGAUCGUCGUUGAAAAUCUGACGAGACUGGUCAACAAUCGUAUCGAAAUCGCCAGCUUCGUUCCUCUUUUGCUACCAGGUAUCCAAAAAGUGGUGAACACGGCUUCUCUACCAGAAGUCCGUGAGUUGGCAGAAAAGGCGCUUAAGGUUUUAAGAGGCGACGAGGAGGAUGUGUCUGGGAACUCAAAGAAAUUCCCGGGCAGAAUGACCGUCGACGAGGGCAAAUACUUCUUAUUGCAGAACUUGAAGGAAAUUUCCGUUCAAGGGGAGUUCCCAUUGAAACUUUUCUUGAAAGAUGAAGUCGUCUUGAGCUACCUAAGCAAAUUCUUGACCGUGGAGGCUAACGUCAACGACUGGAAGAACCUACAAGAAUAUCUGACCACCAUCUUGGGCGAAGAUAACAAAGAGAUUGUCGAGAACAAGUUUGUCGCUGGUCUGAGAACCAUCUUCCACCAAGAAAAGGUAAAGCACGAUGAGAAUGAAGGUAUUGAAAUCGUCAACACUGAUUUUUCGCUUGCAUAUGGUUCAAGAAUGUUGCUGAACAAGACCACACUUCGUCUGCUAAAGGGUCAUCGUUACGGUUUGUGUGGUAGAAACGGUGCUGGUAAGUCUACAUUGAUGAGAGCCAUCAACAAUGGCCAACUUGACGGGUUCCCAGACAAGGACACCUUGAAAACUUGCUUUGUUGAACAUAAACUGCAAGGCGAAGAAGGGGAUCUGGACCUGAUAUCUUUUAUUGCUCUCGACGAAGAAUUGGAGGGCGUGUCCCGUGAUGAAAUUGCUGACGCAUUAGAAUCUGUUGGGUUUGACGAAGAAAGGAGAAGUCAGACCGUUGGGUCGCUCUCAGGUGGUUGGAAAAUGAAGCUGGAACUCGCCAGAGCAAUGUUACAAAAAGCUGACAUCUUACUUCUUGACGAACCAACCAAUCAUUUAGAUGUUGGUAAUGUCAAAUGGUUGCAAGAUUACCUGCUGGAACAUACCAACAUCACAUCCUUGAUUGUUUCACACGACUCCGGAUUUUUGGACGCUGUGUGUACUGAUAUUAUUCACUACGAGAACAAGAAAUUGGCCUAUUACAAGGGUAACUUGGCCGAUUUUGUUGAACAGAAACCAGAAGCGAAGGCCUAUUACACGUUGACUGACUCGAACGCUCAGAUGCACUUCCCACCUCCAGGUAUUCUGACCGGUGUUAAGUCCAGAACCAAGGCUGUCGCCAAGAUGACUGAUGUCACCUUCGGCUAUCCUGGCGCAACAAAGCCAUCCUUGAGCCAUGUCUCGUGUGCCUUGUCUUUGUCGUCUCGUGUUGCUAUCUUGGGUCCAAAUGGUGCUGGUAAAUCCACCUUGAUCAAACUGUUGACCGCCGAAUUGGUCCCACAGGAGGGUAAGGUCGAGAAACAUCCAAACUUGCGUAUCGGGUACAUUGCUCAGCACGCGUUGCAGCAUGUUAACGAACACAAGGAGAAGACCGCAAACCAAUACCUACAAUGGCGUUAUCAGUUUGGUGACGAUCGUGAAGUUUUGCUGAAGGAAUCGAGAAAGAUUUCAGAAGCUGAAAAGGAAAUGAUGUCAAAGGAGAUAGAUGUCGAUGAUGGGAGAGGUAAGAGAGGAAUCGAAGCUAUUGUCGGUAGACAGAAACUAAAGAAGUCCUUCCAAUACGAAAUCAAAUGGAAGUUCUGGCAACCAAAAUACAACUCGUGGGUUCCAAGAGAUCUUUUGAUUUCGGAAGGGUUCGAGAAGUUGGUCCAGAAGUUCGAUGACCACGAGGCUUCGAGAGAAGGUCUAGGUUACCGUGAGUUGACUCCUUCUGUUAUUACCAAACAUUUUGAGGGUGUUGGUCUGGAUUCGGAAAUUGCCAACCAUACUCCUUUGGGAUCUCUUUCUGGUGGUCAAUUAGUCAAGGUUGUCAUUGCUGGUGCCAUGUGGAACAACCCGCAUUUGUUGGUUUUAGAUGAACCUACCAAUUAUCUUGACAGAGAUUCUCUAGGUGCUUUGGCUAUGGCGAUUCGUGAAUGGACCGGUGGUGUUGUAAUGAUUUCGCAUAACAACGAGUUUGUUGGCGCUCUAUGCCCAGAACAAUGGAUUGUCGAAAAUGGUAAGAUGGUUCAAAAGGGUGUUGCCGCUAUCGACCAGUCUAGAUUUGAAGAUGGUGGUAGCACAACUAUUACGAACAGUACGAUUUCUCCAUCUGUUGAUGAUGAUGACUCUCCAGCUAACAUCAAGGUUAAGCAAAGAAAGAAGAAGAUGACCAGAAACGAGAAGAAGAUCCAAGCUGAGCGUCGUCGUCUUCGGUACAUCGAGUGGUUGUCCUCUCCAAAGGGCACACCUAAACCAGUUGACACCGAUGAUGAAGAUGAGGAUUGA
Huiozyma naganishii CBS 8797 is the source of this 3507-nucleotide messenger RNA. RefSeq names its product New1p (gene NEW1). The transcript has a single exon. The record is from RefSeq and is a predicted model, not a curated record. Gene Ontology annotation, molecular function: ATP hydrolysis activity; ATP binding. The coding region runs from base 1 to 3507 and encodes 1168 amino acids. NCBI's taxonomy places the organism in Eukaryota, Fungi, Ascomycota, Saccharomycetes, Saccharomycetales, Saccharomycetaceae.